Pectinophora gossypiella (pink bollworm) is the source of this 3046-nucleotide messenger RNA. RefSeq lists its product as uncharacterized. The coding region runs from base 112 to 1275 and encodes 387 amino acids. The record is from RefSeq and is a predicted model, not a curated record. Gene Ontology annotation, biological process: septate junction assembly. The transcript has 9 exons. NCBI's taxonomy places the organism in Eukaryota, Metazoa, Arthropoda, Insecta, Lepidoptera, Gelechiidae.
AUGAGUUACCAUAUCACAGUGACGAUCCACCUGCUUACAAAGACGGACUUAAAACAAAGAGGUGUUUGAGUGAAAUAUUUCAAGUGAUAUUUGCCUAAUAUCAAAGUGAAAAUGGUGUCCGUGCAGACGAUAGCCACCAUUGUGGUGAAAGCAUUCAAAAUCGUUCUAAACAUCGUAAUUCUGGUGCUUUACCGCACGGGCUUCAAUGGCGAGUUCCUCGGAGUCGGAGGCACCUGGAACCUCAAUGAGGAGAAAAACCCUGAUGCUGAGAUCGUGGCUUCAGGUGUCAUUGUCGGGUAUCUGAUAUACACGCUCGUGCAGGUCGUCACGUAUCUCUUCGGUACCACGGAACAUAAGAGAGCAAUGUCGGAGAUCGUGAUGAACUUUGUGGGCGUGUUCCUGUGGAUCGCGGUGGGUGCAGUUGCGCUGCACUACUGGGGUGGCUACCAGGGCGAGCACCAGUUCCAGUUCGUCUUUGCGGAGAGACAGGUGGGCUUGGCAGUGGGUGCUUUAUGCGUCAUCCAGGGUGCGGUAUACCUGCUGGACACCGCUCUCUCCGUCAUUCACUUCACUAAGGAGAUCAUAUCCCCGUAUCGCCUGGAAGUGGAGUGCCUCUACUCGCAGAGUGUGGUGACCAUAUCGCCUGAGGAGGUACCGGACGCCCAAGAUUUUCUGCGACAAGUCGACUUGGAAGCCGCCACAAUUGCGCCUCUAACGGAUAACGUGUCGGAGUUCGGCGGCGGAGCGCGAGUGAUCUGGGCCAUGUCGGCGGGCGACAGAGAGGCGGAGGCCAACAAGAAGGGCGACGAGGGCGCAGCCCCUGACCGGGACAGCCGUGCCGCCGCCGCCCUUAAGCAGUACUGGUGUGUAGGGCUCCGGGCGCUUGAGCUGUGUCUGGCGGUGAUAGCCAUUGGUCUCAUCGUGGGCGCGCUGUACUCCCCGCAGGUCGUACAGUCCGACCAUCGACACAUCGCACUCAUCUACUCUGCCUACUCCAGUUUCAUCAUCAUCACUGGCGUGCUGAUCCUGGCGAGGUUGUUCGGUGAGACUGUCGGAUGGAGAACCUCCAUCGGUUUCUCUGUCCUCGGAGUCAUCAUGUUCACUGCCGCUGCUGCCGUCAUCUUCUAUGACUGGCACAGGUCCUACUACGCAAAUCUACGUCCAAACAAACAAGCUUACGAUCUCCUCGUCGCCUCAGGAGUAUUUGCCGUGCUCGAUGCGGCAGUAUUCCUCUUCCACGCAUUCUUCACUUUCAGGAAGGAGGCUGAAUAUUAAAAUACUUUUGCCUUUUAGUAAUCUAUUAAAAAUAAACUUCACUUUUUAAGCUGUCAAAUUUCCCGCGUUCUUAUUUUUUCAAAUUGUUUACAGAAAAUACACUAUAUUUUAAUGUUUUCAAAACAUUAUGUUCAGAGAAGUAUUAUUUAACUAAAGUAUUUGUUUGUUUGCUAGUUUAAGAUUAAUUAAUUAUAAUUAUAUAAUGCUGUCUUUUUAAGGUUCAUUAUUGUACAUAUUCGUGUCUUGCAUUGAGGUUGUCCUAACCGGUAGCUGUUGUUUCAAAUUUCGUACACUACAUGCAUUUAAAAUAUCUGAAGUUGUCCUCUGCAGCAGCUAAAUGCAAUAUAAUAAAAUAAAAACUAAUGCUAAAUAAAUUACUAUUAAAAAUAUUCGCAAAGCAGCUAUUUCAUUUCUUACUUGAAGAGUUCUCAUUAGACGAUCAAUAAAGAUUGACAAGUGCCUAAUAGGCCUUUUGUUUUAACUUUUUGUACAGUCUGUAGGUGCUCGUUAAUCUAUAUUGUUUUAUUUUAUUUAAUUUUUGUCUUAUAAAUAUCUUUUGGCCGAUGAAGUGCAAGUCUAAAGUGGUAGUAAAAGUAAGUCGUAGUUGAGUGUUUAGAAUUCGUCGUGGUUGUUCUAUCUUAGGAAAAUGGUUGUAUUGACUCUUAAGGAAAGUUGAUGACAGCAGUAGCAUAACGUAUCUAUUUGGACAUUUUUACUUAUAGGUACUUUGAAAUGUUUAGGUUUUUAUAUCGCUAUUAAGCAAAUAGCUAGUUUUAUAGUUUAUAAUCGAUUAUUUGUAAUUAUUACUGAAACAUUCCGCUAAGACCAAAUUUUUGUUAGUUGUGUAAGUGCUCGUCGUGUUUAUUACCUUUCAGUAUAUUCGACUUGGUUUUAUAGAACGAAGUGAGACCACCGUUACACGUUUGCGUCGAUUUAUAACAUUCAAAGAGUGUAAAAUUAUUUUAAUAUUUUUCAUUUUAAAAAUUACUAUCCCGUAGAACAAAACAUAUGAUGUUUUUUUACUUAUUUUUAUGUACCCUAUUUUGUAAUACGUAUAAUAUUAAGUUUUUUUGGAUUGUAUAAUUUUAAUUGUGUACUUUAUGUUAGAAAGGGAGAACCAAAGCAGUAAUCAGUAUCCGUCCAGUGGUAGAUAAGUUUUCUUUACUUCUCUAUAUCUUUAUUCUGUUCUUAUGACGGUCUUUACUUGCAGGGUGUUGAAAGAUUAACAUCAAUGAUUGAUAGAAACGAUCAUCAAAACGUAUUGAUCACAUGCAACAAGGCCGUUGAAAUCUAAAAUACUUAACCUUUAACAUGAUCUGAUUACUUAUUAAUAUUUCGUAAUUUUCACGUAACUUGUAUCAGUUAAGUUAUUGAUAAGUACAUGUAUACUUAUGUAUUAUGUAUACGUAUGUAAGUGGCAUUCGUUCUCACAUCAAUCGGGCUUACAAAAAUACCUAGGAUAUCUUUCAUCGUCGUUUAGUUAAGUUAUAUUGUUUAGUUAUUCAUAGUUGAGUUGUGAAUGUUCAUGGAAUCAUAAUAAUAUAUUAAAUAAAAUAAUAAAACGUAUAAUGCAUGUAUACAAUGUAGUCCGGCGCUAAUGUUACCUUAAUAUUCUGCUGUUAAAAAAAACAUAAAAGGUGCUCGCGUCAUACAAAAACUGGUAAUUUUCUCAAAAAAAUAAUUAAGUGAAGUUUUAUUUAUUGUACAUAAUUAAAUAAGUCGUGUAUCCGUUGUAAUUGUUUAAAAUAAAUAUAUAUUAUAUUAAUUCGCA